Messenger RNA from Aricia agestis (brown argus), 594 nucleotides. Its product is annotated as secreted RxLR effector protein 161-like. NCBI's taxonomy places the organism in Eukaryota, Metazoa, Arthropoda, Insecta, Lepidoptera, Lycaenidae. The transcript has a single exon. The coding region runs from base 1 to 594 and encodes 197 amino acids. The record is from RefSeq and is a predicted model, not a curated record.
AUGUUGAGUAAAUAUAAUAACAAGCCUGAGACAUCACAUUGGCUAGCUUUGAAACGAGUCAUGCGCUAUUUAAAAGGCACUGAAGAUUGUAAAAUGACUUUUAAACAAGAUUUAGAUGAGAACAUGACUCAUGGUUUCUGUGAUGCAGACUGGGCCAGCUCAGAAGAUGACCGACGUUCCUGCACUGGUUAUUCUUUUAUGUUUCAGGGAGGAACAAUUUCCUGGAAUUCUAAACGUCAGCCUACUGUGGCUCUGUCUACCACUGAGGCAGAGUAUAUGUCGUUGUCGUCGUGUGUGCAAGAGGCUAUGUGGUUAAAACAGCUUCAAGAAUGUUUUUGGCCGGAGCUCAAACAUCAAGCAAUGAUAAUCUACAGCGAUAAUCAGAGUUCUAUAAAACUUUCAGGUACUGAUGGUUAUCAUUCCAGGACCAAGCACAUAGAUGUCAGGCACCAUUUUGUGCGUGAUAAAGUUAUGGAAGGACACAUUGAUGUGCAGUAUGUACAGACGGACAUGAUGGUAGCUGAUGCGCUCACCAAGGCAACACCAUAUAGAAAACUGAGAUAUUGUGCGUCCAAGAUGGGAUUGAUGUUUUAG